This is a messenger RNA of Gossypium arboreum, 612 nucleotides long. Its product is annotated as cytochrome b-c1 complex subunit 6-1, mitochondrial-like. Gene Ontology annotation, biological process: mitochondrial electron transport, ubiquinol to cytochrome c. The transcript has 5 exons. The coding region runs from base 154 to 363 and encodes 69 amino acids. NCBI's taxonomy places the organism in Eukaryota, Viridiplantae, Streptophyta, Magnoliopsida, Malvales, Malvaceae. The record is from RefSeq and is a predicted model, not a curated record.
CCGGUGCACUUUAAAGUCUGAAUUAAGGUCACGUUUGUUUUAUACUCGCAGUUUCCGCAGGGAAAGAGGGUAGCCGUAGCUUAGUAUUUUCUGCUCCUAUCCCUGAGGUGACCUCCAAAGCUCUUCACUGUUACAUUUUUCAUUUCAUUUGCAAUGGCGGAUGAGGAACCUGUUGAUCAAAAGAAGUAUCUUGAAGAGGGUUGCAAGCCUAAAUGUGUGAAACAACUUCGUGCUUAUGAGGCAUGUGUUAAAAGAAUCGAAGGUGACGAAAGUGGCCACAAGCAUUGCACUGGUCAAUAUUUUGAUUAUUGGGCUUGUAUUGAUAAAUGUGUUGCACAAACUCUAUUCUCAAAAUUGAAAUAAUUGAGGGCCAAUGUUGUGUAACAUUAGCAUCAUGUGGAGCUGUUUUGAGUUGAAAAGCGAGUUAAUUGUUUCAUAAACUAUUGGUAUCCUUGUACCUUAGACAUGAGAUGAUGCCUGCUGCGUAUCUAAUCUGAGCACUGGUAAACAUUUUUGUUAUUGUUAUUGUGGAAACGUUUACUCAUUGUCAAUAAAUUUGGUUCCUAGUAGGCAUGCCCAUGGGCGACAGAGUUGGAACGAUCUUUGCUUACA